AGGCUGAGUGGGUGGGUGGGUCCACGCGCACACGGCGACUCGGGCCAGGACGCAGAUCCCGGAGCUCCGCGUCGGGCGCCCGGGUCGCCGUCCCGCUCCCUUCGCCGCCCGGCCUCACCCCACAUCCCAGUUUGAAAGAAAACUUCACGCAGCCGAAAUGAACCUCCCCUCAUCGUUCCAUUCCUUCCUUCCUAGCCGGCAGAAAACCCCGACAUUGUCACCUCCUCUUUGAGGGUUUAGAAGAAGCUGAGAUCUCCCGACAGAGCUGGAAAUGGUGAUGAAUCUUUUUUAAUCAAAGGACAAUUUCUUUUCACUGCACUUUGACUAUGGAAACAGAGGCUAUUGAUGGCUAUAUAACAUGUGACAAUGAGCUUUCACCUGAGAGGGAGCACUCCAAUAUGGCAAUUGACCUCACCUCAAGCACACCCAAUGGACAGCAUGCCUCACCAAGUCACAUGACAAGCACAAAUUCAGUAAAGCUAGAAAUGCAGAGUGAUGAAGAGUGUGACAGGAAACCCCUGAGCCACGAAGACGAGAUCAGGGGCCAUGAUGAGGGUAGCAGCCUAGAAGAGCCCCUAAUUGAGAGCAGCGAAGUGGCUGACAACAGGAAAGUCCAGGAGCUUCAAGGCGAGGGAGGAAUCCGGCUUCCGAAUGGUAAACUGAAAUGUGACGUCUGUGGCAUGGUUUGCAUUGGGCCCAAUGUGCUUAUGGUACAUAAAAGGAGUCACACUGGUGAACGUCCCUUCCACUGUAACCAGUGUGGAGCUUCUUUUACUCAGAAGGGCAACCUUCUGAGACACAUAAAGUUACACUCUGGAGAGAAGCCGUUCAAAUGUCCUUUCUGUAGCUAUGCCUGUAGAAGAAGGGACGCCCUCACAGGACACCUCAGGACCCAUUCUGUGGGUAAACCUCACAAGUGCAACUACUGUGGACGAAGCUACAAGCAGCGCAGUUCACUGGAGGAGCACAAGGAACGCUGCCACAACUAUCUCCAGAAUGUCAGCAUGGAGGCUGCUGGGCAGGUCAUGAGUCACCAUGUACCUCCUAUGGAAGAUUGUAAGGAACAAGAGCCUAUUAUGGACAACAAUAUUUCUCUGGUGCCUUUUGAGAGACCUGCUGUCAUAGAGAAGCUCACGGGGAAUAUGGGAAAACGUAAAAGCUCCACUCCACAAAAGUUUGUGGGGGAAAAGCUUAUGCGAUUCAGCUACCCAGAUAUUCACUUUGAUAUGAACUUAACCUAUGAGAAGGAGGCUGAGCUGAUGCAGUCUCAUAUGAUGGACCAAGCCAUCAACAAUGCAAUCACCUACCUUGGAGCUGAGGCCCUUCACCCUCUGAUGCAGCACCCGCCAAGCACAAUCGCUGAGGUGGCCCCAGUUAUAAGCUCAGCUUAUUCUCAGGUCUAUCAUCCAAAUAGGAUAGAAAGACCCAUUAGCAGGGAAACCUCUGAUAGUCAUGAAAACAACAUGGAUGGCCCUCUCUCUCUCAUCAGACCAAAGAGUCGACCCCAGGAAAGAGAGGCCUCUCCCAGCAAUAGCUGCCUGGAUUCUACUGACUCAGAAAGCAGCCAUGAUGACCACCAGUCCUACCAAGGAAACCCUGCCUUAAAUCCCAAGAGGAAACAAAGCCCAGCUUACAUGAAGGAGGAUGUCAAGUCUUUGGAUACCACCAGGGCUCCUAAGGGCUCUCUGAAGGACAUCUACAAGGUCUUCAAUGGAGAAGGAGAACAGAUUAGGGCCUUCAAGUGUGAGCACUGCCGAGUCCUUUUCCUAGACCACGUCAUGUACACCAUUCAUAUGGGUUGCCACGGCUACCGGGACCCACUGGAAUGCAACAUCUGUGGCUAUAGAAGCCAGGACCGUUAUGAGUUUUCAUCACACAUUGUUCGAGGGGAGCACACAUUCCACUAGGCCUUUUCAUUCCAAAGGGGACCCCUAUGAAGUAAGGAACUGCACAUGAAGAAAUACUGCACUUACAAUCCCACCUUCCCUCAGAUGUUGACAUACCUUUUUUUUUUUUUAAUAUUAUUACUGUCAAUAAUUCUUAUUUUGUGGACGCAGUGUCAUUUGCUCUGCCUAAUUACAAUAAGGAAGAAACAGAAGAGAGAAGGGAUGGGAAUAUUGUUUCUUGAUAACUUGGCUUGUUUAUUUUGUAAGGAUUUAAGAGCAGUUCAUUUCUGCCAUGCAUAGAUAUAAGGCAUAUUAUACUUUGAAAAAUUACUUGAUUCAUAUAGAUUCAUCUGAGAUUCUAAUUUGCCACUGAUAUUCAGAUUGUGAUUGAAGGCAGGAAAGUUUAGAAUUUUCUGGGUAGAACUUUGGCAGUUUAAAAUGAUGUAAGUACUUUUACUCUUGAAAGAAGAAUUUGUUUCAAAAUGUAAACCAUUUUUUUCCCUUAGAGAUUAUGGAACACCAUUACAUUGUUAUUUUCAGUGAUAACUCCUAGGAUGAGUUGAUUCGUUGUCGUGGGUUCUAUGUUUACUUCCCCUAUGGAAUUUAUAAUUCAGUAUGCUUUACACUGUACCAUAUAGCAAAAUUUUUAAACUACAAGUAGUUAAGGACCGCCUACA
This is a messenger RNA of Cynocephalus volans (Philippine flying lemur), 2563 nucleotides long. It is a transcript of the gene IKZF2, whose product is annotated as IKAROS family zinc finger 2. Gene Ontology annotation, molecular function: DNA-binding transcription factor activity; RNA polymerase II cis-regulatory region sequence-specific DNA binding. Gene Ontology annotation, biological process: regulation of transcription by RNA polymerase II. NCBI's taxonomy places the organism in Eukaryota, Metazoa, Chordata, Mammalia, Dermoptera, Cynocephalidae. The transcript is spliced from 9 exons. The coding region runs from base 327 to 1907 and encodes 526 amino acids. The record is from RefSeq and is a predicted model, not a curated record.